CUCCGGUACACUAGGUGGCGCUCUGCAGCUUCAGUCGUGGUUGCGACCCGCCAUUAACUCAUCUGAAGACGAAGAAGCGUCUGUCAUGUCUUCUUAUACGUCUGCAUCUUUCACAGCAUCCCGCCGCUCAGUUCACAGUUUCUCACUCUUAUAAUGUUCAAAACGUUUUGUCAUCGUUGAAACCAAACUCUGGUUUACUUGCCUGGAACGAGCAGAAAACCUUCAGGAGCAGCGUCACUGUGAUAUGAACUCAAACUAUGCUGGAGGGCGCUGUAUGACAUCAUUCGUAAGGCUGCCUGGCCAACUUUGCUGAUGCUAACAUGCCUAAAAAUAGCCGUGCUGCACGUGAGCGGAGGCGAGAGGCAGCGCGGCGUGCGCGUGCAGCUGAGUCAGAAGAAGCACGAGCUGCACGCCUGGCAAAAGGUGCCGCACGCAUGGCUAAAAAGAGGGCACAGGAAUCGCUGCAGAUGCGUGCCGAGCGCCUGUCGGUGGAGGCUGCGCGAAUUGCUAGGAAGAGGGCAAAGCAAAGGCUGCAGAUGCGUGCCGGGCGCCUGGCAGCGGAGGCUGCACAAAUUGCGAGGAAGAGGGCAAAUCGAAGGCCGCAGAGACGCGUGGAGUGCCCGGCAAGCAAGGCUGUGCACAUUGCUAACAUGUGGGCAACUGAAGUGUCUGAGGUGCGAGUGGAGCGAUGGGCGUGGGACCUGCAACAAGAGGAGGAAACCUCUGCAGAUCAGGUGACAGAGGAGGUGGAAGGAGAGUCGGUGGAAGCUGUUUCAGAGCCAAGAUCAUCAGUGGAUGUUAAAGACCCAGAGCUUGCUUGCCGAGCCUCUCCGAGCCUCUCUGAACGUGGAGAGCAGGACGACUUUGUUGCUGCUGAAAAAGAGAUGGAAAGUAAAGAAACUGAACAAAAAGAAACUGAGGCUGAAUCCGCGUCUCCUGAAAACGAACCGUCUUCACAGUCGUCCUUCUUUACAGAAGUCAGCACAGUUUUGGUUCAGGGUGGUGAAUCGGAUAGCACAUCAGCGUCUGAACAAGAGGUGAAAACUGAGGAAGACUCUGAGUUAUACGAAGAAAAUGUUGCAGCAAAGGACAACAGCUCAGAGGAAAGUCCUGCAGGACCCGACAUCAGUGAGGACUCAAAUACAGACAAGACAUCUGAACACAAGGAGGCAACAAACACAGAUGAAAAGACGAGCACAGACAUCGACGCACAGCAGGAAAAGUCGUCUCUAUUGAGGGUUUCAACAGCGGACGACCUCGACGAGAUGAUGGACAUUGGAACGGUGGAUCAGGUGGAGCAGGAAGCUCUGAUGAAAGAAGAGGAAGUGAACUGUUUGAUGGAUGUGGAGAGCAGCCGUUCACCUGCCUUUUCUAAUACAGCCACUGAUGCAGAGGACAGGAUCUCUGUUAAGGAGGAAACAGAUGUAGAGCCCGCUGUAGUAGCUCCACCUGCAGAGGAGGACCAGGUGGAGGACGUGAAAGUGGCUGUAGACUCGAUGCAGUCCAGCCUGUCUCCUCUGUCUGAAACUACACUCAGUGGGAGGGAGAGCUCGUCACCAGUGACCAUGGUGAACGGGAUGAAGGUGGUUAAGCUCGACACUGACAGGUUACAGGUCGGCACUUCGCCAGUCAAGUCGUCUCCUUCACCACCUUUGGUCAAGGUGAAGGAUGAGCCCUCUGACGAUGAGUACGAACAAGCCCUGAUAUCCUCGACGUCUUCAGCGAGCGUGAAAGACGAGCCCAACACAAGGGAGGAUUUGAGGAUUGGAUCGGUCUUCUCAGUGAACUCAGCGUCUGAAACACAGACGCUGCCCAUCAUCAAUCCGUCCUCCAUGUACAUGUACUGCUCCCACUGCAAUAAGAACCUGAGGAAAGGGCAGACUGCUUUCCAGAGGAAGGGUUCCCCAGCACUCUUCUGCUCCACCGAAUGCCUCACCACAUCUCUGCCUGCAGUCAAAGGAAACUCUAAGACCUGCCACAACUGCCAAAAGUUGAUAUUUCGGCCUCAGGACGUCAUUCUGGCUCCGGACGGUAAAGGAGCCAUGAAGGACUUCUGCAGCCAGAACUGUCUGACCUCCUUCAACUACAAGAGGAGCACCGCCGCCAAAAAGUCAACACAUCCGACAGCACCACAGUCACUCUGCAGCAUGUGUACCAGAUACUGCAUCAGCAAACACGAGGUGAUCCUGACCGGUGCCGUCCACAAGCUCUGCAGUGACGCCUGCUUCAACCGUUUCCGUACCGUGAACAACUUGUCCAUGGCCGGCUGUGCGAACUGCGGCUCCUACUGCCACAACAAGCCGCUCAUGCUGAAGAUGGACCGCAGCAGCAAAACUCUGUGCAACGCAGAGUGUCUGGCCAAGUACAAAGAGAAAACCAAGACGACUCAGCCGUGUACGAUGUGUCGCACCACCCGUUUGCUGGCAGAAAUGGUUGACGUCAAAAACAGCGACGAGUCGGUGAACCUCUUCUGUAGCAGCAGUUGUGUGAUGGCGUUCAAAGUCCAGACCGUCAGUGCAUCAGGUGCUCGGUUGUGUUGUGAUAAUUGCGGCAAACACACAGUCCCGGCCUACCACCUGGCCAUGUCCGACACCUCCAUCAGGAACUUCUGCACUCUGCCGUGUGUCAUGGCUUUUCAGGAAAAGUUCAAGAAAUCCCAGAAACAGGUUAACGUUUUUACCAAGUUACCUGUCGGAUCCACUCAGAUCCAGUCCGUCAUUCCCAUCCAAUCUCAGCGAGAAGCUUCCAAAGGAUCAAAGAAACUGAGCUGCUCCCUCUGCUCCCGUGGCAUCACUUUUAAACCUGAAGUCAUCCAGAUCAAGGACAAGAUGGUUUUCGUGUGCAGCGUGGAUUGUUCUCACGAGUUCAAGAAAACCAACUUUGUGACUUCCCUGUGUGAAUACUGUAAGAUGGAAAAGAUCACCAAAGAUGCCAAGAGAAUUAACAACAAGGACUGCUUCUUCUGCAGCGACGGCUGUAAACUCCUCUUCCGACACGACCUGACUAAAAACUGGGGGAAACACUGUCACUCCUGCGUCUACUGCCACUCUGUGUCCAAGAAGCUGGUGACGGCUCAGUACGGAGGCUCGACCGAGGAGUUCUGCUCUGAGGAGUGCAGGUCCAAAUACACCAUGCUCUUCUGCCAUGUUGCAAAGUGUGACACCUGCGGCCGUAAAGGGAAACUGAAGCAGAGUCUCGCCAUGCUGGGAGAAGUCAAACACUUCUGUGACCUGACGUGUCUGCUGCAGUUCUGCUCGGAUAAAGUGGCCACGCAGGGUGAGGUCUUCAAAGGUACCGGGGAGGACACGCCCGUCAUCGCCAAUGUCAUCUCGCUGGCAGGAACUCCCCCGGGGAAAUCCAGUGCUUCUGAGCGAGCUGCGCAGCAAACAGGCACAGGCUCUACCUUUCAAUCAAAGAACUCUGGACAUAUCAGUAUUCAGACAGAUCCAGUGAAGUCAGCUCCUCCUCCUCCUGGACCAAAGAUCCUGAAGAACAAGGCUCUGCUCUGCAGACCGCUGGUGCAGAAUAAAGGGGUCUCAUGCAGAACACAGACAGCCGACUGUGAAGUACAAACAGACAUCUCCUUCCCUCGAGUCAUGAUUGUGCCUGUCCCAGUGCCGGUGUACAUUCCUGUACCGAUGAACAUGUACAGCCAGUGUACCCCUGAACCUGUGGGCCUGCCAGUUCCGCUACCUGUACCCAUGUUCCUUCCUGUGACCAUGGACAGCGCUGAACGCAUCGUGGAAACCAUCCAGGAGAUCAAAGAAAAGAUCCCGUCCGACCCCUUCGAGGCAGAGCUCAUCCUCAUGGCUGAGAUGGUGGCAGAACAAGAUGAGAAGAACGACACCUCGCAGAGACCGAAAGAGAAAGUGGUGUUGAAGGAGAAAGACAGACCACCAGCACCUGCACCUCCUCCAGAAGACCACACCAGUAACUACAGCGAUGACCUGGACACAGACGACCUGGCCAGUUUGCUCAACACCUGGGAGGAAGCCUCCUCAGAUGUCGGCGUCAGGUCUCCCAGUCAACUCUAUUCCGGCGAGAAGCUCAACCCCAUUAUGGACAUUCCUGUGGUCGAGCCUUUCACCGAGGCCCCGCCUCCAGCACCGCCUCCCAUGGACAUCGAAGCCGACGUCACUGUUGAAACUCUGGAGAGGAUGGCCCGGCUCAGAGAGCACGCCGAGCGCUCCCCGAGCCCCCCGCCUGCUGUGACACGACGACGUCAAGCUCCCAGGAAAGCCAGAGAAAAGAAGGGUCGUAAGCGGGUGUCUAAAACAGCUGAAGUGUCGUCUCAAAAGGGCUCAUCCAACAAGGCCCUGACUGCGCUGACUGAAAUCCCCAAACUGAAGAGUCAGUACGGAGUCGACGCCUGGAAGCGAUGGAUCCAGUGGAGGAAAACUCAACCCAACCUGGAGAAGCCGCGCUUUGGUUCUCGUCCGAUGGAGUUAAAGGAGGAUGUUCUUCAGUGCACCACUGCUGAGCUGAGCUACGGCCUCUGUUGCUUCAUCACUGAGUUGAAACGACCCAACGGGGAGCCGUACUCCCCCGACAGCCUGUUCUACCUCUGCCUCGGCAUCCAACAGUACCUGUUUGAGAACGGUCGUGUGGAGAACAUAUUCAUGGAUCGGUUCUACAACAAGUUCUCUACUGAGUUCACCAACAUGCUGAGAGGCUUCAAGCCCUCGAUCACAGCAAGUGGUUACAUCCAUUCCCGUGUGGAGGAGGAGUUCCUGUGGGACUGUAAGCAGUUGGGGGCGUACUCCCCCAUCGUCCUCCUCAAUACUCUGCUCUUCUUCUGCUGCAAGUACUUCGGCUUCACCACGGUGGAGCAGCACCGCCAGCUCUCCUUCGCCCACGUCAUGCGCUGCACCAAAACCAACCCCAACUACACCAAGACCACCUUCCUGCGCUUCUACCCCCCACUAGCUGUGAACGAGGGAGAGUCAGAUCCUGAGGUUCCUGCGAAGAGACGUAAGGAGGAGGACAGUAAAGAGGACAUCCUGGAGAUGAUGGAGAACACGGAGAACCCGCUCCGCUGUCCGGUCCGACUCUACGAGUUCUACCUCUCCAAGUGCUCGGAGUCGGUCAAGCAGCGCACCAACCUGUUCUACCUUCACCCUGAGCGCUGCUGUGUCCCCAACAGCCCGCUGUGGUUCUCCUCCACCCCUCUGGACGACAGCACCAUGGAGGCCAUGCUGACCCGCAUCCUCACCGUCAGAGAGCUGCAUCUCAAGACGGGGACAGACGGAGGAACAGCGCGGAAGCCGCCUGAAGACCCUCCAUUUAUACCGGAAGAUGAAGAUGGGGAUUCAGACUGAUGAAGAGCGAUGAGAACAGAAGUGACCUUUUCUUGUAAAUGUUUGUAGAUGAAACGAAAUGUUCAUUUAAACACGGCCGAUUAAACUCAAACGGACAGAAUAAAUCUGAACUGCAGAGAAAAACUUCUUCUUAAUCUGCACGUCGAUCAGGAUUCAUAGAAGAUCGUCAAACGCACAGACUGUUUACGACUGUUUAUCAAGACACCGUUGUCCUUUUGUCGUCUGAACGGUUGCCUCUUUUUUCCUUCUACUACAUGUGGUGAUUCCCUCAAUUCCUGUAAGAAUCUUUUUUUUUUUGUCCUUGUUGAAAACACAGAAUGAAAAAACAUUUUGAUUUCUGUUGUCAGCGAGCACACGUCCACCCUGAAUACUAAUAAAAAAAAAAAAAGUCUUUCAGUGAUGUAAACUGCCAACUUGAGCUGGGUUUAUAAAAUAAUCGAUUUUCCGAUUCAAAUAAUUUGAAAGAUCAGAAAUAGAUUCAAAAAUGCUCAGAUCGAUCUUGCAGUUAACGCCUUAUCCUGCAGAUGUGCAUCAGGAGAUUAACGCCUGCCAAACGACAAAUGUGGGUAGAUUUUAAAUGUCUGAUGCCUGAAUGUUUGUGUCAAAACUGUUGUGAUUUAAAACCAUGUUGAAACCCUCGAUCGUGUUUUGGUGUAAGUUAGGGGGCUCAUUUUCUGUCUUCUGCUUCACCUGCACUUGAAUGCACCUGGUUAACUGAAGAGUCUAUUCUCGAAUGGCCACAAAUGUUUAAAACAGGAAAGUUUCUAUUUUUUUCUUAUUUUCCUUUUGUUGAAUACAUCAGCAGUCAUCUGUCAUUACUUUCUUGUUCAUUCACAGCAUUUUUAAUAAUGCGAUGCUGAAAGCAGAAGAAUAUCAUCUUCGUGUCUCAGGCAGAUUUUUCUACGACAAAUCUCCAAAACAAUGUAAUUCUUAAUGCAAACACAAUUUUUUAAAAAAUAAUUCACAAUGUUAUUACAGCGUUGAUUCUCUGAAAUCCUACCAGAAUUGGUAUUUUAACUGAAAUAUUGUUAACUGAUCUUGAAUCGAAUUUUGAAAUCGGUGGUCGUACCCAGCUCUGUUGGCAGAACCUGCAUCAGUGCUGUGAUUUUGUGUCGGUCUGUAAGUUAAAGAACAAAUGCUUGUUUCCAGACUAUUUUUACAGCUAUCGUACCCUGAGGAGUGUUGGAGACUUGCACGUCACAACAGAAUAAUUCCUGUAAAUCACAGAUUUGAUUAUACCAAAGUGUCAAAUUUAUUUUAUACCUGUUGUCAAAGUUUCUGAAGCUUCUCUGACUUGCCAUUCUAAAGUGUAGAAGGUGAAGUUAAACAGAAAACUUAAUUCAACACAAACUGUGUUCUGUGUCCAUCAGAGGAUCUUAUUUUGAAAGGUCGUGUCACUUGGUUGUGAGAUUACACGAUGAACAACUGUUCAUCGAUCGAAAUGGAGAAAAGUGUUGGGAAACUCUUUUCUUUGAAUGUAGCAGAGGCCACUGUUGAAAAAAGGCUGAAAAUGUCAAAAUUUGACCCCUUUUUGAGUGCUGAGUAACUUUUUUUUUUUAAUUGUCACCUCCUUGGAGACAUUGACUUUUUGCAUAACCAUGCUCCUGAUAUGAUAUAGAGAUUAAAGUCAUACUGUCCCUUCAUGUAUAUCUUGGUUAUAUUAACCCCCAGUCCUUAGUGUAUGGCUGCCAAGGUUCUGAGUAUUUUCUAUUGUAUGUUGUUUUUGAAUAAAAACAAAACAAAACAAAAAAAACAUGUUAAACAUUGAGAUUCAACAGUUA
Molecule: messenger RNA, 7099 nt
Organism: Acanthopagrus latus (yellowfin seabream)
Lineage: Eukaryota; Metazoa; Chordata; Actinopteri; Spariformes; Sparidae
Gene: zmym4
Product: zinc finger, MYM-type 4
Exons: 29
Coding region: 321-5318 (1665 amino acids)
Molecular function (GO): zinc ion binding
Source: RefSeq, a predicted model, not a curated record